UUUCGUGUCGUGUAUACGUGUAUACGUUCGUGUGCGUGUGUUGUCCAUCAUGAGUCACGGAACCCAUGGCCACCUCUCGCCGAUCACUUUUCGUAAUUAACUCUCCCUCGCGUCGACGACAGUGAUAAUGCGACUGUGAUCGCGGGAGCACGUGGGAUGUGCUCGCUCUCGUGUUUCGGGAAAGCUCGCGCUGCUAGAAAAGAUGGCUCUGACAACCGGUAAUCGCAUCCCUUUGACCGUCGUCGUCGUCGUUGCGUGCACUUAGUUUCGUGCGUGUUCGCUCUUCCUCCCUUCAUCCCUCGCUCCCUUUCACUGUCAUCUUCGCGUACUUUCCAGUACGCGAGGAAGAUCCCUCGGGUAUCUCGGUUCGUACCUUGUCGCGCCGUCGACGACGACGACGCUCGUUCCUCGAACUUCUUUUCACUCGCGUAAUGUAUUUUCGCGAGACCUCCGGAAAGUAUCAACCUCGGGAUGGGACGUCGUAGCUGUCGCUCAGAGAGAUUUCUAGAGGUGUUAAGGGCGUACGAGAGAGGAUCGAGACUGCACGUGGUUACGCGUACACAUUUUCUGUCCAUUGGAUUUUUUUCUUCUCAUUGAGCAUCUUCAGAAAGUUGUCUCGCUCAUCGAAUACAGCAGUGGCAGACAAAAGCAUGGAUCAGACAAGGAACAGGCCGAGUAGGCCACGAUUACGGUCGCACGGUAACUCUGCCAGGGUACUUGUAUUUGAUCAGAAUGAAACAGAUGAAACUGCAAACUGUAAUGUCGAAACGGAAGCAGACAAACGUCCAAUCCCACCAAAAGUCGAGAGCAAAGAGGCUCCGGUUCGGCCUGUCAGCGGUGAACUGUCGAAUCUUGUACGAAUGAGAAAUUCUGCAAUUGGAAAGUCGGCACCUUCUCUAUCGGUUCACAUGCGUGAUUUUAACAUUCCUCGUCGUACCGCUAAAGCAGCUCAUCGCAAAUCUUUCAUUACGACCACGUCGCCUACUUUACCACGUUGCCAUUCACCCUUAUCAGCGUUCGUCCCGAUUGUAGGCAGUCCUCUAGAGAGUCCUAGGAUGUCAUCCAGUCCACACUUUGCUUUUGCUCCAAUUAAAAGAAUUGGCGCAAGUGCUACAGGAACUGGCGACGGCAGAAGGUGGUCAGUUGCCAGUUUACCGUCCAGCGGCUAUGGAACGACGCCUGGUUCCAGUAAUGUCUCGUCGCAAUACUCGAGCCAAGAGCGUUUGCAUCAACUGCCGAACGUUCCCACCAAGGACGAGCUGCGUAUGUUAUCUUGCCACUUUUCCAAACCUGGAACACCGUGUUCUUCGCAUCCAGGUUUCCCAGGUUCCGGCAUGUCCAGUAUUCCAGGUAGCGCGUCUCUCAGUCUCGAGGAAGAGGGUCGUCGAUCGCCGUUGCAUCGUCCACGUUCCCGUAGUUUGAGUAGUCCCAGUCGAUCGCCCGUUCUUGACAAUGAAAUUGUCAUGAUGAACACUUUGUACAAGGAGAGAUUUCCAAAGGCGACGCAACAAAUGGAAGAACGGUUAACCAAUUUCAUCAAUGAGAAUAAGGAGAUCGAUGAGUACGAGGUUGUGGCUAACAUGACGCAGGAUUCGCUACCGAUUUUACGCUUCGUUCAUCAUCAGGUGAUCGAGAUGGCCAGAGACUGUUUACAAAAAUCUCAAGAAAAGUUAAUUACAACGAGAUACUUUUACGAGAUGAGUGAAAAUUUGGAACAUCUGUUAAUGGAGACCAAGGACAAAUCUUUGGAAGCCGCAACGAGACUAACGGGACUGAUAAAGAAACUCUUAUUAGUUAUAUCGCGACCAGCUCGUCUUUUGGAGUGUUUGGAAUUCGAUCCCGAGGAAUUCUAUCACUUGCUCGAGCAAGCUGAGGGUCAGGCUAAAGUCAGUGCGGGAAUCAAAACUGAUAUUCCACAAUAUAUCAUUACGAAGCUCUCCUUAAACAGAGAUCCAAUAUCUGAAUUGCAAGAAGAUUUGAAUAAAUUGGAAGACUCGGCGAGUUCCAGCGACAGCAAUUUGCAAGUGACGUCGAGUCCAAACAAGGAUGACGACAAGUGUCAACGUAUCCCGUGCGAGAGUGACUACGAAGUGCUGAAGCUCAUUAGUAACGGCGCCUACGGCGCGGUGUAUUUGGUCAAAGAAAAGACCGCUCGACAGAGAUUUGCUAUGAAGAAGAUCAAUAAAAAUAACCUGAUGCUACGGAAUCAAGUGGAACAGGUGUUCGCCGAGAGGGACAUAAUGAGCUUCACCGAUAAUCCGUUUGUAGUCUCCAUGUAUUGCAGUUUCGAGACCAAGAAACAUUUGUGCUUAGUAAUGGAAUACGUAGAGGGAGGAGACUGUGCAAAUCUUUUAAAGAAUAUAGGUCCGCUGCCGCCGGAUAUGGCGAGAUUUUAUUUCGCGGAGACUGUCUUGGCUGUUGAAUAUUUGCACAGUUACGGCAUCGUACAUCGGGAUUUGAAGCCUGACAAUUUACUCAUCACUGCCCUGGGACACAUUAAGCUUACCGACUUUGGCCUGAGUAAAAUGGGUCUGAUGUCCUUGGCAACGAAUCUCUACGAGGGUUACAUUGAUCGGGAUACACGGCAAUUCUCGGACAAGCAGGUGUUUGGCACACCAGAGUACAUUGCUCCGGAAGUUAUAUUGCGCCAGGGUUAUGGCAAACCGGUCGAUUGGUGGUCCAUGGGUAUUAUUUUGUACGAGUUUCUGAUUGGAUGCGUGCCCUUCUUUGGCGAGACACCAGAGGAAUUGUUCGCUCACACGGUAAACGACGACAUCGAAUGGCCGGACGAAGACGACUGGCCUGUCCAACCCGAGGCGAAGGACAUUAUAACGGCUCUUCUACAUCAGAGUCCUAGGGAUCGAUUGGGAACUGGUGGAUCGCACGAGGUCAAGGAACAUCCGUAUUUUUAUGGGGUAAACUGGAACAGCUUGCUCAGGCAGAAAGCAGAGUUUGUCCCACAACUGGUUAACGAUGAGGACACGAGUUACUUUGACACUCGUAUGGACAGAUACAACCACGACCUGGGCGACGAUACGGACGACACCGACGAUUCCCCCCUGUUUGGAUCCUUCUCCUCUUAUUCGCCUCAAUCGCGCAAAAUCUCGCAGACUCGUCCUCCUCAGCUAAAUCUUGACGCGGAACCGGACAUUUCGAGGAAACAGCCGUUCCGUACCGAGCUCGAGGGCACGGUCGCGCAAUUCUCCCUCGGAUCGAACGUGCCUUCGGUCACACCGCCGUUCAAAUUGGCCGAUCAGUCGUCCGCGCAAUCGUCCGAGAGGCAUCGACCACCCGUCUCCACGGUAAAGAGCAGUUCCUGCGUCGAGAAUCAAAAUAGAACCGACAAAUCAAACGCCAGCACGUCGUCGUCCAGCAGCGCGAUUUCCACGAUUCCCGCUGCUGCGAUUUCAUCGAGCAACGAAUCUCAGUUGACGAUCAUCAAAAGUACUCAGACAGAGGGAACGUCGAUUAACCUGAGUACACCCGACUCCUCGCAGACCGAGUCUGAUGAUAUCAGCCCUCAGAUCCAGAGAAAGCGACAUACGCACUCGCGUGAAAAGCUGCCCAGGUUCAGUAUAUCCGUUGACGAUGAACACAUAUUGGAUCUCUCGGCGGCGAAUAAAGACGCAGCGGACGAGAACAAGCACAAUUCCAGCACCGACUCUUUCGAAUCCUUCAGUGCCAUAUCCAUGCUGCCAUCCGCCCGACAAAAGUCUAGAUCCGUCAUCAAAUCCGCCUCGACCAGCGGACUAUCACUGGUGAUCCCGACCAGCGACUUUUCUUAUGACGCGCCGCUAAAUGCUCAACCCAUCGAGUCGCCCGGUGGAUCGUCUACGGCGUCCUCGCGGGAUACCUCGCCCUGCCGCGAGCUGAGCCCUCUCGUUACUAGUCUGAAACCGCCCAUUAUCAUCCGUCGGGGACCGUGUGGCUUUGGUUUUACCGUACACACCAUCAGGGUUUACUAUGGCGACAGCGAUUUUUAUACGAUGCAUCAUUUAGUAAUGGAAGUCGAACAAUCCAGCCCGGCGUUCGAAGCUGGCUUAAGACCGGGUGAUUUGAUAACGCACAUAAACGGCGAACCGGUGCAGGGCCUGUAUCACACUCAAGUGUUGCAGUUGAUGCUGAGUGGCGGUGACCACGUGACACUACGUAGCACGCCAUUGGAGAACACCAGCAUCAAGACGGGCGGUAGGAGGCGCGAUCUCGCGCAGAGUAAACUCGCUCGCCGGACGCUACACAAACAACGGAAGCAAAAGCGAGAUCACUCGGACAAGAAACGGAAAACGUCCCUCUUUAAACGAAUAAGCUCGAAACGAGCGAGCGUAGAGAUGCAGCAGCCGUUAACUAUCAGUUGUCCAUUGUCAGCACCCAUUUUGUCCAGCGACAGCAAACCUCCACUUAUGAUGGCCGCGGGGAUAUGUUCGCCCUCGAUGGUGACGCCUAGCCGAUCGUUCCAGUCGUUUACCCGCUCGCAGGAGACGUCACCGUACUUUGCGGCAUGUUCGAAAUCAGUUUGCAGCCCGUCCCCGCCGACGAACCGACCCAGCUCGGACUCGUACCACUCUACCGGGAAUUCCAGUCCGUGCUCGAGUCCAAACUCCUCGUCCCCGGGUUCCAACACGUCCGUGGGCAACUUGACGGGCAUCUCGAACCAGUCGCACUACCAACGUCCAAGCACGCUUCACGGUCUCAAACACAAGUUGCACACGGCCGCGAAGAACAUUCAUUCGCCGAAUCGCAGAAAAUCCGUUGGUCACAUACCGCUGUCGCCACUGGCCAGAACGCCAAGCCCGUCACCGAUUCCCGCUAGUCCGACGAGAAGUCCGAGUCCCUUGGCUUUCCCGACGGGUCAUCAACCCGGUAGCUCCAAUACCACGCAGUCUUACAGUCCAGGGGCUUGCUUAUCGACGCCAAACAGUCAAAAGAAGGGAUACGGACGACCAAAGUCCGCGGAACCAGGCUCACCGUUACUUCGACGAGCGCUCAGUCCCGAUCGGCUUCACCCACGCUCGGCCGAGAGCAAGACGUCGAUAUCACCAUUGGCGAAUACCGUCAUAAAGGUAACACCACGCGUUACCAUCGCGCAAUCGUCCCACAAUAGUAGCGAGAUCUCGGAUGAAUCCAACGACAGUUUCAAGGAGACGAAUGAGGGUGCAAAGGUCGAGAAGAAGGCAUCGAGCGAACAAAAGGCGGAUUAUUCGAAAUUGACUCAUAAUAUAUCCAUCAAUUUGAGCAACGUUAGCAUAUCAAACUCUUGCGGUAGCACGCAAUUGCCGCGAAUAGCCGAGGAGAAGGACUCUCCGACGGGCGUCAAGAGCGACGAUUACUCGUCGUCGAAGGAGAUGAGUGCGGAGAAGUGCGAGAGUAAGCAGCAUUGCGUUUCGUCGACGUGUAGUGAUCAUCGAGCGGAAGAUGUGGAGAAAGCUCGGAGUGACGAACGCCAGGCUGCGGCCAGUGGCAGCAAGGUAUCGCAAUGCAACAAAAAUACGGAGGAGAACGUAACUCAAUCGGGUCCCGCGCCGCGAACGAGUGCGCAAAAUUCACAAAAAAACUUGGAGCAGAGGCACAAGGUGCACGUUACCGAGCAGAAGGGCACUGUUAAGGGCAACGCGGAGACUCAACAACAGGAAACGAAAAAGUUGCUCAAAAGAUAUAAAACCGAUCUCAGUGAUGGCGUCCAUCCGAGCACGCACGAAAGCGGUCCAACGUUUGUCAAGGAUAAGAAGGGCAAUUAAUUUCUUCACCUUUCGAAAUGAAUUUUUAAACAAGCGGACAAUCUUUAUUUACCUGUGCGUCAAUCAAACGUGAAACCGGAAGGGAUAUUGACGAUCGCGCGCACGUGUUAACGCGUGCACGAGAGGCGAGACUAAUCAAAAAAGGAAAUCGAUGAGAAGCGAGAAAAAAAGAGAGAAAAAAGAUUCUAGAGUUUUAAUUGCGUAGCUUUAUGGAUUUCUAUAUCCAAAUCCACAGGCUUCCGUCAGCUGGAUACACAUAUAUACAUAUAUAUUUCCGAAAAGUUUUAAACUAUUUCCGUAUAAAAUGUAACGUUUGUCGUGUGAGGGGGACAUAUCGCAUGAGAUGCUUUAACUGUGCGCACGGACGAUGUGGAUAUUCGUUGUUUUAAUUGUGCAAAGUUACUAAUUCGAAAUUACAAUACCGCGUAUUAAAGUCGCUCCAGCAUGGAGACGAUUGGGAGUGAUUUGAUGCUUCGGGCUACAGUAUUUACACGAUCUCAUUUAUAUCUAAUAUAUCUAAAGUAACAUUAGCGCACAUCUCGUAUCCAUGAUGAGCAUGGUAUUCGAUAGCUCGCGUACAAUACGAAGUAGUUUUAUAAGGCGUUUCAUUGAGAGAGGAUGAGAGAGAGAGAGAAGCGUAAAGUGUCAUUUAGUUGCAAUAAUUUUUAUAAUGUACAAGAUGAUUCCGUUACGUGCAUCACGAGAGACUAUCGAAUAUAUAAAACGAUAAGAAAAUAACGAAAGAAAGUUGAAUAAUAAAAAAUCCAUAAUAGGAAGAUGUCCAUUUAUCCAUCUUUCUACGUAAUAGAUUGUAUUAAAUGCAAUUGGAAUAUCUGUGUAUUUCGCUACUCUAUAAAAUACUUGUUUCCUUUCUUGUUUCUUUAACAUAAUAAAUGACCCGACCCGCGCGAAGCGGUAAAUAAUUAAUUUAUCACCGUUUAUCACCAGUUCUCACUACACAUGUAUGCACUAUAUAUAUAUGUGUGUGAAUCACAGAUGCAUAAUCGUUUUAUUGUCUCGAUAUUUAAAUAUUCUAAAUUUAUUUUUAUUCACCAGUGCAUUCACCAGUGUGCGUCGUGCAAAAAGGAGAAAAUGCAAUCAAUGCUCGUACUUUUAUUUGUGACUUGGACGCUUUGUCACGCGCAGGCAUAUAGAUAUAACGUAAUAUAACAUAAUAUAAUAUAUGAUACGAUAACAUGUAUACAAAACUAUUUGUUAGCACACAGCAAAAUCAAACGUCUAUUCGUCGCGGAAACAUCUUGCAUACUAUAAAUUAUUAAGAUAGUGGGAAUCAUGGGCGCCCGGAGCGGGGGGCAAGGAGGGGCAAAAUCUGGAAUUGAAAAAUUGCAAUGUUAAAAUUCUAAAUCUUGAGCAAAAAAACGAAAAGAAAAAACAAAUAAAUAAUGCACAUGAAUUAUAUAUCUAUAAUAAAUUUCGAAAUGAAAAAUUUUCCUUGAGUUUCCUAUCUUUAGAGGACCCCCUCCCCCCUUGAAUUGUUUUCUGCGGGCGUCCACGGUGGGAAUGUGUGAAAGAUCAAAGCACUCGAUAUGCAAUUGCCGCAAUGCAAUUAAGGUUGUCGUUAAGCAUUAUCGUCGCUCCUUGUUAAUUUAUUGUGUAUAUAAUAUCGUAUCGAGAAACUGCUUUCACCGAAAUAUCAGCGCCGUCACAGUCCCGAAUAAAUGGUUCAUCGAGUUCGCUUCGCUUGCGGCUGUAUCAACGAAAGAAAGGAAAUCUUGCUUCGCUAGGGGGCAAGCUCCAUCUCUGCCAUAACUCGUUUACGCGUUAUACGAUUUGAUAUCCGUAACUCUAUGUCAGUCACCAAUUAAUUAACUAAGAGCCAAUUGUUCAUUUUGCAGUUAUUAAUAAUAACGCGCGCUAACAUUUGUCAAAUUGUCACUGCUUUUUUCAAUGAGGUGCGUGCUUGCGUGCGUGUGUGUGCAUGCGCGAAUGCAGACUCUAUUCGUGGAUAGAAAUAGAGAUUGUUGAUACAUGUUUUUAAUAAUUACUCUAUAAGUCUCCUUUGCAUCUAUAUACACACACACGCGUAUAUGUGCAUAAUUUGUAUACUAUACAUGUGUGCGUAUAUAUAUGCUAAAUGAAGAUUCUAUAUUAAUAAUUAUAUUAAUACACUAACGAUUAACAACUUUACGUGUGUAUAGUAUUUAUGAAAUAUAAAAUAAAUUUCUCGCGCGUCCGUCGGUGCGAAGCGCGCGUGUUGUCGUCACGAAAUCUGAAAGCGACUUAAUUCGGCCUGAGAUACAGCCAGGUUCACACUUAAACUAUCUGUACCGAUUUACUCUGUAGUUUUAGCAGUCUAGUUGUAAGAAUGUUAGCGCUCGCUUCACGGAAUGCUGCUCGGUAUAGCGGUCAAGCUUAUUAUUCUAAAUGUCCAAAUAUUGCUCAUGUUCAUUCAGUGAAGCGCGAUAUAUUUACAAUUAAGCUUCUGUAUACGCAUAAAUAUAUAAAUGUAUAUCAAGAGGAUAUGUAUAUAUAUUUAUAUAUUUCUGUAAACAUUUCUGUCAAAAUGUUUCAGACAAAAGUAAAGGCGUUGAGCUUUUCACCAAGUCGAGCAAUUCGAUAGCGACUCUCCGCGCGCAUUCCGCGCAUCCGUAAUGUGCGUUUCUUUAUUGUUAAACUUGUUUCUCAAAUUUCAAUGAGUACAAUCAGUUUCGGGGUAUACCCGUGUAGAUAUCGCUCAUUUUAUAUAUAUGUACAUGUGUACACACACACACACAUGUAAUAUUUAUUAAUGUACCCGGAGAGUCGUAGGUAUCUCAAUCAACGUUAAACUGAAAAGGUGAAAUAUCGACUUGAAACGAAUUAUGCACUCACUGCGUCCUCGUGCAGGGCUUUUCCCAGGAUUUCGCACUUCUGUCUCUCGUUUGUAUGUUUCUGCACAUGUUAUUGAAUUAUUACGAUGUUAAUACUGACGUCCAUUAUGUCUAGCUAAGACUUGAAAAAAAAAAAGAUUGUCAUUGUAAACCCUUGCGAUUAAAGCGCGGCUAAGUUCCCUAAGAACGCGUUGCACGAGCCGUACCGUAAACGAUAAAAAGACGACAGAAAAGACGAAACGAGGAUUAAAUAAACGGCAAAGGUUUCCUGCGUAAUUUCGAAAAGCCACACAAUUUAUGAGUUUCAGCAAGAUUAUCUCAGUUUAUCGUUAAUGAGAAAUCUUCGUUUGAAUUUAUCGUCAGUCGAGUCAUUUGUCAUUAAGAAAUGGUCAAGUUGCACGUGAUGUAAUCGGCGUUGUUUGAAAGUUUACGAUAAUUUAUCUAAGAAAAGAUUUACGUCAUAAGUUAGAAGAAGAAAAUCGAAACACGUAUUGGAGCCGGGGAAUAAAUUAUACUUCAUUAUUUUCGUAAUCACGGAUAAGAGCGCAGACGUAACGGAAAUGAUUAUAAUCGUAACGGCGAUUAUAUCGGAGAGACACGAUCGAUUAUAAUCGGAAGACUAAGUCGUAAGAUUGAAGGAAACGCUGGAUGUUUCCACGCAAGUUUCACAUGAUACAAGAUAGUGAAUGUCCUUUACGUAGACUAUCCUAACUAUACGGUAUGUAUGAGAAUGAUACGUUAUUGUAUGUGAUAAGUGGAAGCAUCAUUGUUAUUUCGUUUUGAGUUGCAUAAAAAAAGAGGGAGUAAAAGAGUCGUUUUCGUCAUCGCAUUUAGACACGUAGGCUGCAUCAUUAAUCAAAUAUACGGAAAGUUGAGCGAAAGAGAGAAUGACUGUGGCUUUUAAUAUUGUACGUAUAUUCUUUUUGCGUGAGAGAAACUAACGACUUUAUCGUGAGAGUGCAUGUUGAUGCGUGUGGAAUGCAAUUAUCUUGUUGAACAUUUAAAAACUUUAGUGCAAAAGUAAUAAAUUGCUAAUUUUAAGAUUCGUUUCACGCGCGACUGUCAAGUUAUUUUUGUUCUCGCGUUAUGUACUUGGAUAGCGUUACUCUUUACGUCGUUUGUAAUGUUUAGCUGAGAAGAAGAGAAGCGGAUCCGUGUUGUUGCUCUUUCUUUGCUUUACUGCCUCCGUUGCAUGGUACAGUUUUUCUCUUUGAGACUUGAAAAAUUAUCCAAUCUUUUCUAUUUUUGCACAUGCAUAAGCGGCAGCUUGGAUGAGCAAUUAUCAACUAUGUACACUCAUAUAUGUUCCUUUUGUAUCAUUAUUGAGAGCAAGCGAGAGAGAAAGAGAGAAAAAAAAGAAAGAAAGAAAGAUUGUAUCUAAUGUGAUUGUAACACAGGAUUUAAAAAUUUGUAUAAAUACUAAUAAUUUAUCGCCCUGAA
Molecule: messenger RNA, 10006 nt
Organism: Ooceraea biroi (clonal raider ant)
Lineage: Eukaryota; Metazoa; Arthropoda; Insecta; Hymenoptera; Formicidae
Gene: dop
Product: microtubule-associated serine/threonine (MAST) protein kinase dop
Biological process (GO): intracellular signal transduction; peptidyl-serine phosphorylation
Molecular function (GO): magnesium ion binding; protein serine/threonine kinase activity; protein binding
Source: RefSeq, a predicted model, not a curated record